AUGGCUGAUGAAACAAGCGACUGCGGCCAUCAUGAGCAGAUAUCAGUUAUAGUCAGAUUUUAUGAUGAAUCACUAAAUAAACCAGUUGAAUAUUUUGUCUGUAUGCAACGUCUUACAGCUGUAGAUGCACAAUCUAUUUUUAAUUCACUGGAUGGGAUUGUAGUAAACCAAUUAGGUCUAAGCUGGCUAGAUAUUAUAGCCGUGUGCUUUGAUGGAGUAUCUACCAUGGCAGGAAACAUAAAUGGUGUUCAAGCUAAAUGCAAAGAAAAAAAUUCAAAAAUAUUUUAUGUUCAUUGCCAUGCUCACUGUUUGAACCUGGUAUUAAUAGAUUCUAUAGAAGCCAGUUGUAUCCGUCAUUCUAUAUUAGAAACUGUAGCAAACCAAAUAAAUUUAAAAUUAAAAACUUUGAAAUCGAUUUCGACAACAAGAUGGGCAUGUCGAUAUGAAGCUGUAGCAGCAGUAAAAAAUAAUUACACAGCAAUAAUCAUUGCUAUCCAAACGAUUUGUGAUACAACCAAACAAUCCGAAGUUAGAGCAAAAUCUAGAGGUUUAAUUUUGCAAUUAAAAACUUUUGAUUUUAUAUUUGCUUUAAAUAUGCUUCAUCCUAUACUAUUAUUAAUUGUCAAAGUUAACUCGUGUUUACAAGCUGAAGAAUUAAAUCUAUUAACAUCUACAAAUUUGAUUCAAUCUUUAAAACAAAAAUUAUACCAGUUAAGAUCAGAUCCUACAUUUUUUAAUGAUAUUUAUUGUGACACUGUAAAGCAUUGUGAAGAAAAUAAAGUGGCGAUACCCAAAGUAAGAAAACGUAAAAUAUCUACAAAAAUUGAUUAUUCUGCAAACAAUCAAUACUUUGCUGAUACGAAAGAAAAAGAAUUGAGAGUUUCAUGUUUUAAUGUUGUUCUAGAUGAUUUACUUAACGGCUUAAAUAAUCGCUUUAAUCAAGAAACUUUAAAUCUUAUCCUUGCCGUAGGAAAUGUUUUAAAGCUUGAACCAACUAAAGAAAAUCUUCUGUGCUUAGAAAGUGCUUUUGAAGUUGACAGCAACGAUUUAAAUGGGGAAAUUCAACUUCUACGAAAUAUACCUGGUGUUCCAUUAGGUUCCACUACAAAAACAGUUGUAGUAACCAGUGAUGGUUGCUGCACGCUUCUUUUACGACGAAUGCACGUUCCGUCGUAG
Messenger RNA from Aphis gossypii (cotton aphid), 1176 nucleotides. RefSeq names its product zinc finger MYM-type protein 1-like. Lineage: Eukaryota; Metazoa; Arthropoda; Insecta; Hemiptera; Aphididae. Bases 1 to 1176 code for a protein of 391 amino acids. The transcript has 3 exons. The record is from RefSeq and is a predicted model, not a curated record.